Molecule: messenger RNA, 1092 nt
Organism: Cicer arietinum (chickpea)
Lineage: Eukaryota; Viridiplantae; Streptophyta; Magnoliopsida; Fabales; Fabaceae
Molecular function (GO): RNA binding
Source: RefSeq, a predicted model, not a curated record
UGAGUAAAAAGAAAAAGAAAGAAAGCAAAGCAAAGGGUUAACCAAGAGCGAGAGAGCAUACACACAUCGUUGUUGGCGUGAGCAGAAAAAAUCUUGUGCUACGAAUCACCAUCUUCGUGCAAACUUCAAUUUCUUCCAUAAUGCUUUACAGAGGUAAAUAUGCUGAUGGCGGUGAUGGACGCGAAAUGGCUGCAAAACGUCAGCGAACUGUUGAUCCAGGAUCUUCAUUCUAUGGUUCCCCAGGUUCCAGUUAUAUAUACAAUCCAUCUCCAUAUGGAUAUGUCAGCCAACCUCCUCCUCCUCCGCCGUUCCCUGUUGUUCGACUGCGUGGCCUUCCCUUUGAUUGUACCGAAACUGAUGUAGCCGAGUUCUUCCAUGGUCUAGACAUAGUUGACGUCCUUUUUGUUCACAAAGGUGGCAAGUUUUCUGGGGAAGGCUUCUGUGUUCUGGGGUAUCCUCUUCAAGUUGACUUUGCUCUUCAAAGGAACAGGCAGAACAUAGGUAGAAGAUAUGUUGAAGUUUUCCGAAGUAAGAGGCAAGAAUACUACAAGGCAAUUGCAAACGAGGUUUCGGAUGCUCGAGGUGGUUCGCCUCGUCGAAGUGCUCCUCGGGCUAAGUCGUAUGACGACGGAAAAGAUUCAGCUGAGCACACAGGGGUGUUGCGACUGAGGGGAUUACCUUUUUCGGCCAAUAAGGAUGACAUAAUGGAGUUUUUCAAGGAUUUUGCGCUGUUAGAGGAUUCUAUUCAUAUUUUGAUGAAUUCAGAGGGAAGACCUUCUGGGGAAGCUUAUGUGGAAUUUGAAAAUGCUGAAGAUUCGAAAGCAGCCAUGGCAAAGGAUAGAAUGACACUUGGGAGUCGCUAUAUAGAGCUAUUUCCUUCAUCACACGGUGAGAUGGACGAUGCGAUUUCAAGAGGACGAUGAUUGCUUGGUGGGUUGUCUCAUUUGUUCUUUAUAGUUAUAAUUGUUAACUUGAUCAUGUAAUCAUAACGAUUUUGUUCGAGACAUUUCAUCGCUUGAAUUUGUUUUAGGAUCAAUCUGCUUUUUAAGUGUGCUGAUAAAUAGUAUGAGGAACAGACUGAAUUUUUUUUAA